Molecule: messenger RNA, 1253 nt
Organism: Syzygium oleosum
Lineage: Eukaryota; Viridiplantae; Streptophyta; Magnoliopsida; Myrtales; Myrtaceae
Product: 2-methoxy-6-polyprenyl-1,4-benzoquinol methylase, mitochondrial
Exons: 9
Coding region: 168-1037 (289 amino acids)
Biological process (GO): ubiquinone biosynthetic process
Cellular component (GO): mitochondrion
Molecular function (GO): methyltransferase activity
Source: RefSeq, a predicted model, not a curated record
UCGUCUUCCGCACUAAAUCGUCCUCGCCGAGGCCAACCGUUCGCAUGCAGUGACGCAAAAGCCAGAGCUCCAGCCUUCGAGAGAAAAAGCUCGCAUCAUUCAUAAACCUGCUUCUUGGUAGCUCCAAUUCGUGCUUCUCGAAUCUUGCAAUCGACGCCUGAGUUGCCAUGGCGUUGAGAAUGAUCACAAGGAGGUUGGAGAGUAAACUGCAGCCCGUGUUCUCUUCUGCCUCUCUGCUGCAUUCACAUGCCACUAGCUUUGGAUUUAAAGAAGUGCGCGAAGAGGAUAAAAGUCAAAUGGUUGGGAACGUCUUCACGAGUGUUGCUUCAACCUAUGAUCUCAUGAAUGAUUUGAUGAGUGGCGGUCUUCAUCGACUAUGGAAAGAUAGACUAGUUUCCAAGCUGCACCCUUUCCCAGGAAUGAAGCAUCUUGAUGUGGCCGGUGGGACAGGUGAUGUUGCUUUCAGGAUUCUGGAAGAUAUAAACAGCACAAGACAUCGAGCAAUGCAGGAUGCUACGGAGGAUUACUUACAUGAAGAAACUCGAAUACACCUAUGCGACAUCAAUCCAAACAUGUUAAAUGUUGGUAAAAAGAGGGCCAUAGAGAGAGGUCUUGGAGACAAUAAGGCCCUUAUAUGGGUGGAGGGAGAUGCAGAAUCCUUGAAAUUCGAAGAUAAUUCAAUGGAUGGCUACACAAUUGCAUUUGGGAUUAGGAAUGUAACACACAUUGAGAAAGUACUUGCUGAAGCUUAUAGGGUGCUUAGAAGAGGAGGCAGAUUCCUUUGCCUUGAACUGAGCCACGUGGAUACUCCCAUAUUCAAGGAAUUGUACGAUUACUACUCGUUCUCGGUUAUUCCUGCUAUGGGAGAAUUAGUUGCGGGCGAUCGUGAAUCAUAUCAAUACUUAGUUGAGAGCAUCCGUCGGUUUCCUGCACAGGAAAAAUUUGCUUCAAUGAUUGCUGAUGCUGGCUUUCAGAAGGUCGAGUACGAAAAUCUUGUUGGGGGAGUUGUUGCCAUCCAUUCAGGCUUGAAACUCUAGUCAGACGUAAAUGAAAUUUUGUUGGAAAAGAUUUUGGCUAUGGUGGCAAAGGAAUUGAUUCAGUAAUCUGUAGGGUCAGGUUUCCAAUCCACAAGAUUACUUUGCGAUAUGUAUCGUUCAGAACAUUAUGUCCCUGUCAUAAAAUGAUUUUGAGAGUUUUCUUUCUCUGUAUCUGAUGUGGCAAAAAUCAAAGAUGAGCGCUAGUGUUCAGUUGAA